Messenger RNA from Priapulus caudatus, 519 nucleotides. Its product is annotated as glutamyl aminopeptidase-like. The transcript has 2 exons. NCBI's taxonomy places the organism in Eukaryota, Metazoa, Priapulida, Priapulimorpha, Priapulimorphida, Priapulidae. The record is from RefSeq and is a predicted model, not a curated record. Gene Ontology annotation, biological process: proteolysis; peptide catabolic process. The coding region runs from base 1 to 519 and encodes 172 amino acids. Gene Ontology annotation, molecular function: zinc ion binding; metalloaminopeptidase activity; peptide binding. Gene Ontology annotation, cellular component: cytoplasm.
AUGGGUAGUAAGAGGCUCCUUUCGGUGCCCGCCGUCCUCUGCCUCGUCCUCACCAUCUUCAUCGCCGUCGCCGCCACCGGCCUCCUGGUCGGCCUCGCGACGCGCUCUUGCUCCGGCAACCCCGACCCGCCUUCCGACCCGUGGCGUCGACCGCGCCUCCCGGCGGCCGUCGCGCCGCUGCGCUACGCCGUCCACCUCUACCCGAACCUCGACGACGACCGUUACUACGGCAACGUCGACGUCGACUUCCGCGCCGACGAGGCGACGCGGCACGUCGUGCUGCACGCGCAGUACGUCGCCGUCUCCCAGGUGGCGCUGCGCACGAGCGGCGGCGAUGACGUCGCGGUCGCUCGAAGCUUCCUCUACGAAGAGAACCAGUACUUCGUCGUGGAGAGCGAGGUGGAGCUGGCGGCGGGGGCAGAGUACAGACUGUCGCUCACGUACGAGGGGGAUCUCCUGCUGAACAUCGUCGGCAUCUACAAGAGCACUUACGCGGCGGCCGACGGCACGCUGAGGUGA